Molecule: messenger RNA, 975 nt
Organism: Carica papaya (papaya)
Lineage: Eukaryota; Viridiplantae; Streptophyta; Magnoliopsida; Brassicales; Caricaceae
Product: peroxidase 3-like
Biological process (GO): response to oxidative stress; hydrogen peroxide catabolic process
Molecular function (GO): peroxidase activity; heme binding
Source: RefSeq, a predicted model, not a curated record
AUGAGAACUAUAUUCGUCUUAUUCGUUUCGACUAUACUUUUAUUGAAUGUUAUUGUAAGUUGUCAAGGAGGUCCUUUAAGAAAAAAAUUCUAUCGAGAUACAUGUCCGAAGGCAGAGGAUAUUGUGAAUGAUGUCACUUCCAAACAUGUUGCAAGAAACCCUGCCGUGGCCGCGCAACUCCUAAGGAUGCAUUUUCACGAUUGUUUCGUCCGGGGUUGUGAUGGGUCUGUUCUAAUAGACUCAACUCCGAAUAAUUCAGCAGAAAGAGAUGCAAUUCCAAACCAGACACUAUUAGGUUUUGAUGUCAUUGAUGACAUAAAAAAACAAGUUGAAAAGGCAUGUCCAGGAGUUGUGUCUUGUGCUGAUAUAUUGGCUCUGGCUGCUAGAGAUUCAGUGUCUUUCUCAUUUGAUAAACCUAUGUGGGAAGUACUUACUGGCAGAAGAGAUGGCAGAAUAUCAAUUGAGGUAGAAGCUCUUACUCAGAUCCCAUCACCUUUCAUGAACUUCACUGCUCUCAAACAGAAUUUCGCAGCCAAAGGUCUCACUGUACAUGACCUUGUAGUUCUAUCAGGCGGACACACAAUUGGAGUCUCCCACUGCGCUGGUUUUACUAACAGGCUUUUUAACUUCACUGGGAAAGGAGACCAGGAUCCUACAUUAGACCCAAAAUAUGCUGCUUUCUUGAAGACUAAAUGCAGAAAUCCCAGUGACACUACAACUGUGGUAGACAUGGAUCCUAAGAGUGCCGAGGAUUUUGACAGUCAUUACUACAAGAUCCUCCUGCAAAACAAAGGAUUGUUUCAGUCUGACGCUGCGCUUCUAACGAACAAAGGUUCAAAAAAUAUUGUCAACGAAUUACUCAACCAGGAGAAAUUCUUUACCGAGUUUGCUCAGUCAAUGAAGAGAAUGGGAGCCGUCGAGGUCCUCGCCGGCACAGCUGGAGAGAUUAGGAAGAAAUGCAAUGUUAUUAAUUAA